AUGAUGAUUCGCCUCGGCGACUCCCAGUGCGAGUACAACAAGGAUUUCCGCUUCUUUAUCACAACGAAGCUGCCGAACCCGCACUACUCGCCAGAGGUGUGCGUGCAGGUAACUCUGCUGAAUUUCAUGGCAACACCAGAUGGAUUGCAGGAUCAGAUGCUGGGCAUUCUCGUUGCAAAGGAGGAACCCGAAGUCGAGCGAAAGAGGCAGAACCUCAUCGUAGAGAGCGCUCAGAGCAAGGCGCAGCUGAAGGAGAUAGAGGACCGUAUCCUCCAACUCCUUUCAGAGUCCAAGGGCAACAUUCUUGAUGAUGAGGAGCUGAUAAAUACACUGGCAACGUCGAAGACUGCUUCCCUUCGCAUUGAAGAACGUGUUGCCGAGCAGGAAAAGACCCAGGCACAAGUGCAGGAGACGAGGGCAACGUAUGUACCUGUUGCUGUUCGUGCAAGUGCACUUUUCUUCGUGAUCGCAGAUCUCUGCAAUGUGGAGCCAAUGUACCAGUACAGCCUCGAAUGGUUCUACACCAUCUAUGAACAAGCCAUUGCCGCGGCUGAGAGAUUCGAAAGGAACAUCCAGAAACGCCUGGCUGCCUUGCAGUCCAAGUUCCUGGAGAUGCUUUUUGAACAGACGUGCCACUCUCUCUUUGAGAAGGACAAGCUGAUGCUCUCUCUGCUUCUUUGCUUCAAGUCCAUGGAGGUUGAUGACGACAUCAACCUUGAAGAGAAGCGGCUGCUGCUCAUGGCUCUGGGUGGUGGAACUGCUCAUCUGCCAAAGCCAGAAUCAGCAGAGUGGCUGACAGAGAAGAUGUGGAGCAGGAUCUGCGUUCUGGACAAAGUGGGCAAGGGUCCAUGGUACAAGUUUGCCACUUCAUUCCAGGAUAACAUCGAAAAGUGGAAGGGCCUCUUUGACUCCGACAACCCUGUGGCUUACAACUGGCCUGGCAAGGAGCAGAUGUCAGCGCUGCAGAGGGCACUCGUCUUGCUGGCUGUGCGCACGGAUUGCACCAUCGCGGGUCUUCAGGAGGUGAUUGCUGCCAAUUUGGGGAAGAGCUUCCUUGAACCACCCGGCUUCAACCUGGAGAAGUCAUUCCACACGAGCAAUGCCUGCAAACCUCUCAUCUUCGUCUUGUCCUCCGGAGCCGAUCCAAUGGUAGAAGUCAUCCGCUUGGCGCAGAAGGUUGGCAUGAACGAGCGGUACACGACUGUCUCGCUUGGACAAGGCCAGGGCCCGAAGGCUGGAAGAGCCAUCACAGAUGGUAUUGAAGGUGGCCUUUGGGUCAUCCUACAGAACUGCCAUUUGGCGCCAUCCUGGAUGGCAACCCUGGAAGUCAUGGUGGAGGAGUUGAAUCCAGACAAGGUGAAUGAGCAGUUUCGCCUGUGGCUGACAUCGAUGCCGUCUUCGGAGUUUCCUAUAUCCGUACUGCAAAACGGCAUGAAGAUGACCAUCGAGCCACCAAAAGGCCUGAAAUCAAACUUGCUGCGGGCAUUUUCUUCCAUUGAUCCGGACUGGUUUGCAGAGGCGUGCACAAAGAGCACUGAGUGCAAGCAAACCUUUAGGAAGAUGCUCUUCGGCCUUUGCUUCUUCCACGCGCUUAUUCAGGAGCGGUGCACAUAUGGACCUUUGGGCUGGAACAUCCCGUACCAGUUUUCAGAACCUGACCGGCAGAUCUGCAUGAUGCAGCUCAGGAUGUUUCUGGAAGAGAAUGAUGCGGUUCCCUACGCUGCGCUGCGGUACACUGCAGCAGAGGCAAACUAUGGCGGCCGUGUGACUGAUGUUCAUGACCGCCGCUGCAUCAACUUCCUCCUCACGGACUUCUAUUGCCCAGAAAUUCUCAAGGAUGAGUACAAGUUCUCCCCUUCGGGGGUCUACUACGCGCCGGCUUACUCUGCAAGCCUCGAGCCGUACAUCGAGUACAUCCGCAGCUUGCCCAUCAACCAGAUGCCGGAGGCCUUUGGUCUGCAUGCCAAUGCCAACCUUGUUGCAGCCAUCAGCGAGGCCAUGCGCCUUCUGGGCACAGCAGCUAGCCUUCAGCCCAAGACAGGAGGAGGUGGUGGGGGUGCUUCGCAGGAUGACAUUGUACUGGAGGCUGCGACGAAAUACCUUGAGGAGGUGCAACCGCCCUUUGACACAGAGGCCUCCAAUGCCAAGUACCCCGUGGACUACAACGAGUCCAUGAAUACAGUCCUUAACCAAGAGCUGCUACGCUUCAACAAACUGAUUGCAAAGGUUCGAAGUACUCUUGCCGAUGUAAAGAAAGCUGUAAAGGGUCUAGUGGUGAUGAGCGCCGAGCUCGAGAUGGUUGCCGACGGUAUCCUGACCGACCGCACACCCUCAGUCUGGAUCGAAGUAUCUUAUCCCUCCCUGAAGCCUCUUGUGUCGUAUGUUGCAGAUCUCUGCGCCAGAAUUGAGUUCUUCCAGAAAUGGAUUGAUGACGGCAUCCCAGAAGCCUUCUGGUUGUCAGGCUUCUACUUCACCCAGUCGUUCCUUACGGGCCAGCUGCAGAACUACGCUAGAACCCUGAAGCUGCCCAUCGACACGUUGAUUUGGAACUUCAAGGUGCUAAAGAUGUCAGCGGAGCAGAGUCGUCCAGGUACAGGGUGCUUAGCCUAUGGCCUGUUCAUGGAUGGUGCACGUUGGGAUGACAAUGACAGCGUCAUGGCGGAGAGUUUUCCGAAAGUCUUGUUCAGCGCUUUACCCACGCUUCACCUGACACCAUGCGAGACCUCCAAGGACCCUACGGACCGUCGAACAGUGUAUCCGUCACCGCUCUACAAGACGUCCGGUCGUAAGGGCACACUCACCACCACUGGUCACAGUACCAACUUCGUGAUGACACUCUUGCUCCCGAUUACGAAGCAGCAUACGGAGAAGUACUGGACGAAACGCGGUGUUGCCUGCCUGCUGCAACUGGACGACUGA
Messenger RNA from Symbiodinium pilosum, 2919 nucleotides. The record is from the annotation of a GenBank genome assembly. NCBI's taxonomy places the organism in Eukaryota, Dinophyceae, Suessiales, Symbiodiniaceae.